This is a messenger RNA of Lotus japonicus, 2550 nucleotides long. RefSeq lists its product as uncharacterized. Lineage: Eukaryota; Viridiplantae; Streptophyta; Magnoliopsida; Fabales; Fabaceae. The transcript is spliced from 2 exons. The record is from RefSeq and is a predicted model, not a curated record. Bases 7 to 2361 code for a protein of 784 amino acids. Gene Ontology annotation, molecular function: protein dimerization activity.
UUAGAGAUGAGGAAGUUUUUGGUUCCAAGAGCAAGUAUUGAGAAUGUGGAAAUUGUUCAACCGGAAGCCGAAGUAGAACCACCGCCUAAUGUGGCCAAUGAGUUUAAUCCAAACGAGAUUGUGCGUGAUCCGGGUCGUAGGAAACAAAUUAAUGAGUAUGCUCCGAAUAUUCAAGACGAAGUCAGAAGGGCAUAUAUGUUGAAGGGUCCAAUGCAACCAAAAUUGGCAAAAUUUCCUCGUACUGGAUUUGGAAAAGUUUCAAGAGGAUUUUCUAAACUAUGGUAUGAUAAGAACCCAUGGUUAGAAUAUAGUGAGUUCAAGGAUGCAGCUUAUUGUUUCUAUUGCUUUCUCUUUAAGCAACCCGGUAUGGCCGAGCACUUUGGUCAUGAAGCCUUCACCAAAGACGGAUAUAAAGAUUGGAAACAUGCAUGUCAAGGUUUGAAAGAUCAUGUUGGUAGUCAUGGUAGUAGCCACAACUUAUGUGUCGAGCGCUAUGAUGAUUUCAAGAAUCAAAGACAAAGUGUGACAAGUAGCCUUGCUAGAGCAACCAAGGAAUCAGAAGAGUUAUAUAAGAUUCGUUUGACUUCUUCUUUAGAUUGUUCAAGAUAUCUCAUUGCACAAGGCAUGGCUUUCCGUGGCCAUGAUGAAUCAUCCUCUUCUCUAAAUAAGGGGAAUUUUUUAGAGAUGGUAGAUUGGCUAAAAUGUAAGAAUGAACAAGUUAGAGAUGCUUAUGACCGUGGCCCAAAAAAUUGUACAAUGACUUCUGGUAACAUUCAAAAGGAGCUUGCAAUGUGUUGUGCAAAUGAAGUUACCACUAAGAUUAUGGUAGAGCUUGGUGAUAGAAAGUUCUCUGUGCUUAUUGAUGAGUCACGUGAUAUAUCCGUCAAAGAGCAAAUGGCGGUGAUGUUGAGGUUUUUGAAUGACAAAGGGGAGAUUGUGGAACGAUUUCUUGCUCUACAACAUGUCAAAGAUACUACAUCCGAGGCACUAAAGGAUGCUCUUUAUGGUAUUCUUGAUCGUUUCAAUUUAUCUAUUUCAAAGAUACGAGGGCAAGGAUAUGAUGGAGCUUCAAAUAUGAGAGGUGAAUAUAAUGGUUUGCAAAGAAAGAUUUUAGAUGAAAACCCUUAUGCUUUCUAUGUCCAUUGCUAUGCUCAUCGUUUGCAAUUGGUGGUUGUGUCUGUUGCUAGUAGUUGCUCAUCUAUUCAUGAUUUCUUUGAGUACAUUUCCUUGAUUGUGAACACAACAAGUGCAUCUUGUAAGAGAAGAGAUUCAUUGAGGGAGACACAACGCAAAGAUAUUUUGGAUAGUCUUGAGAAAGGUGAGAUAUCUACAGGAAGGGGCUUGCACCAAUCAUCUAAUCUCGCAAGACCUGGGGAUACUAGAUGGGGUUCACAUCAUAUUACCUUGAUUCGUUUGGAUCAAAUGUGGUCUUCUGUGUUAACGGUGCUUAAUAUGGUUGAUGAAGAUGGACGUGGACAAUCUCAAGCAGCAGGUUUGAUAUUAAAAAUGGAGAGCUUUGAAUUUGCUUUCAUUUUGAAGCUUAUGUUAAAGUUGUUUGGUAUCACAAAUGAGCUUUCAAAAACCUUACAACAAAAAGAUCUUAAUAUUGUGCUUGCCAUGGAAUUAGUUCUUGUUGUCAAAGCUCGGUUGAAGACAUUGAGAGAUAGUGGUUGGGAUGAAUUAUUUGGUGAUGUCCAAGAAUUUUGUGGUCAUCAAUGUAUUCCGGUGCCAAAUAUGGAUGAAGAAAUACCGGUUCGGGGUCGUUCAAGGAAAGAAGGUAGGACUAUCACUAAUCUUCACUAUUACCGUGUAGAGAUUUUUUAUGUUGCUAUUGACAAAAUAUGUGUGGAGAUGGAUCACCGCUUUAGUGAAGGAACUAAUAUUGUGCUUGAUUGUUUCUCAUGUCUUGACCCCAAUAACUCUUUCUCCAAGUUUAAUGUUGAUAAGCUUGCUCAUCUUGCUAAUAUUUAUCAUGAAGACUUUUCUGAUGAUGACCGUGGAACAAUAAAGGAGCAACUUGCCACUUAUAUACUUCAAGUGCAAAGACAUGCUUCCUUUUCUACUUGUAAUGAUGUUGCAAGUUUGGCUAUGAAGAUGGUUCAAACUGAGAAACAUUUGUUAUUUCCAUUGGUCUACAAACUUAUGGAGUUGGCUUUGAUAUUGCCGGUGUCGACAGCAUCUGUUGAAAGAGCUUUUUCAGCAAUGAAGCUUAUCAAGUCUAAAUUGCGCAACAAGAUCAACGAUGAGUGGUUCAAUGACUUGAUGAUAUGUUACACCGAGCGGGAGAUAUUCAAGUCACUUAAUGAUGUUGAUAUUCUUCGAACACGCAAAGAGGACUCGGAGAAUGCAUUUGCCCCGUGAUUUUACUUAGUACACUAUUGAUAUGUUCCAUUUUUUUCUUAUCUUGUAUUUACUUCUUGGAUGUGUGGUUUAUAAUUAUUUAUAAAUUGUAGUAUGUGGAUUUGCGGUUUUAAAAUUUUUCCAGACUUCCCAAAAUUUCUGGUUCCGCCACUGCGUUAUUGCACUCUCGGUUGAUGUCAAUGGGACUUC